Rhipicephalus sanguineus (brown dog tick) is the source of this 3658-nucleotide messenger RNA. RefSeq names its product DNA-directed RNA polymerase I subunit RPA2. NCBI's taxonomy places the organism in Eukaryota, Metazoa, Arthropoda, Arachnida, Ixodida, Ixodidae. Gene Ontology annotation, biological process: DNA-templated transcription. The coding region runs from base 128 to 3529 and encodes 1133 amino acids. The record is from RefSeq and is a predicted model, not a curated record. Gene Ontology annotation, molecular function: DNA binding; DNA-directed RNA polymerase activity; ribonucleoside binding. Gene Ontology annotation, cellular component: RNA polymerase I complex; nucleus. The transcript has 26 exons.
UGAAGUUUGCGCGCCGCUGCCGGUUAGCCACAUGGUGCAGUGGUGUUUGAGCUAGCACUUUACUGCAUGUGCAAAACAGUGUUACUUUAAUUGUUUAGCGGCUCAGCUGCGUUACGCCCCUUUCACAAUGGAUGCGUUCGUCGAGUUUCCAGAGAAACCUUCGCUGAAAAAGACGUUGUCGAAUGAUUUCGGAAAACUGAGCAGUAAACAGCACAAGGUGAUUCAAGAUGUAAGUAAAGCGCACGUAGAAUCAUUUAACUACGUGCUCAGGGAGGGCCUCUCGAGAGCCGUAGCGGACAUUCCGCCGUGCGAGUUUGCGUUGCCCAACGGAGAUCGAGUGAAGCUGGAAAUCAGAGAUCCCUACAUUGGAAGCCCCAUGAUAAGCAAGAACACCAUUGGUGUUGUAACACCACAGGUCUACCCUGCAGAGUGCAGAAAUCGUGGCACCACAUACAGAGGCAAAUUGGAUGUCACGGUUGUGUGGAGCCUCAAUGGUGUCCACCAGGACACCGUCAAAAAGACAGUUGGAGAAGUUCCCAUAAUGGUCAAGUCUCAGGUUUGCAACAUUGCCAAGAUGUCACCUGCAGAACUUGUGAAAAGGGGAGAGGAAGCAGGAGAAUUCGGAGGUUAUUUUGUUGUCAAUGGCAAUGAGAAGAUAAUCAGGAUGCUCAUUAUGACCAGGAGGAAUUAUCCCAUAGCCAUGGUCCGGCCUUCUUGGAAGAACAGAGGGAAAAUGUUCUCGGAAUAUGGUGUCUCACUUCGCUCUGUGAAACCAGACCAGACAGGCACAAACAUGGUGCUUCACUACCUGACUAAUGGUACAGUGCAAGUGAUGUUCUCGUACAUGAAGGAGCUCUUCUUCAUGCCAGUCAUGAUGCUGCUGAAAGCACUGUGCGAUGUCAGCGAUCACCACAUUUACAGCGAGCUCAUAGCAGGCAAAGAAGAGGACUCAUUCUUCAAGGGUUGCAUCAUUAACAUGUUGAGGCAGGUGCAAAAUGAAGGCCUUCUGACUCGGGACCAAGUGCGAGCCUACAUUGGGGAGAAGUUUCGCAUCUGUAUGAGGCUUCCAGAGUGGUACAGUGAUGAGGAAGUGGCCGCCUUCCUCCUCAGACAUUGCAUCUGUGUGCACACUGAGUCAAAUGUUGACAAGUUCAACCUAAUACUGCUUAUGAUACGAAAGCUCUUUGCUGUUGCCAAGGGAGAGUGUGCAAUUGAGUCAGCUGACAAUCCAAUGAACCAUGAGAUUCUGCUUGCUGGGCACUUGUACCUUAUGGUACUCAAGGAAAAGCUUUCUGGAUUUUUGUAUUCAAUAAGGCAAAAUAUAGAAAAGAAAGCAAAGUCUACAGGAUCUGCAUUCAAGCUCAGUAUGGCCAACUUCAGCCGAGCACUGGCAACAUCAUGGGACCUUACAUCGGCCAUGAACUAUUUUCUGGCUACUGGUAAUGUGGUGACCAAGACGGGCUUGGGCCUGAUGCAGUUCACAGGCACGACUGUCAUUGCCGAGAAGCUCAACUACUGGCGAUACCUGUCGCACUUCCGCUGCGUCCACCGAGGUGCCUUCUUUGCAGAGAUGCGCACCACCACCGUGCGGAAGCUUUUGCCCGAGGCCUGGGGCUUUCUCUGCCCUGUGCACACACCCGAUGGGGCCCCCUGUGGUCUUCUCAAUCACAUGACAGCCCUGGCUGAGGUGGUGAACCAACAGUUCCCGACAAGCCACCUGCCUUCUCUGUUGGUAGGUUUAGGCAUGGCACCGCUAGACGGCAUAAGGCCAAACGUUGCAGAGUCUUAUGUCGUUGUACUUGAUGGUCGCGUCUUGGGCUACGUUGAGGACAGCAGUGUGGAAAACCUGGUGACCAGCCUUCGCACAAUGAAGGCCUGUGGACUAGAAAAGGUGCCCCAAACAUUGGAGGUUGGUUUUGUGCCCAAAACAAGGCAGGCAUCCCAGUACCCAGGCGUCUUUCUCUUCACUAGCGUGGCACGCAUGAUGCGUCCUGUUCUCAACAUGCAAACAAAUACAAUUGAGUGGAUUGGUACAUUUGAGCAGGUGCACCUCAGCAUUUGUGUGGUACCUGAUGAAGCCUACGAAGGGAUCACCACUCAUCAGGAGUUGAGGCAGACCAGCAUGCUGAGUCUUCUAGCAAACAUGAUUCCUUACUCCGAUUUCAACCAGAGUCCUAGGAACAUGUACCAAUGUCAGAUGGGCAAGCAAACAAUGGGCACACCUUGCCAAGCACUGCGUUACCGCUCGGACAACAAGCUCUACCGCAUCCAGACACCACAAACCCCUCUUGUUCGACCCACUGCCUAUGAUCACUACGACAUGGACGAAUACCCCACGGGCACCAAUGCUAUUGUGGCAGUCAUCUCGUACACCGGCUAUGACAUGGAAGAUGCCAUGGUGCUAAACAAGUCAUCAGUGGAGAGGGGUUUCAAGCAUGGCUCCAUCUACAAGAGCGAGGUGGUGAACUUGCGCGUGCUAGCUGGUGAUGUGGGCAGGCAGGUGUCCCUUGUCUUUGGUCGCAAGAUGACUGACCGGCACCUUGAAGGCCACAUCGACCUCGAUGGUUUGCCUUACAUAGGCACCAAGGUGGAACACAACCAGCCAGUUUGCAGUUUCAUUAACAUCGUAACCGGUGAGACAAAAGUGCAUAAGUACAAGAACAUGGAGGCUGGCUACAUUCAUGAAGUGAAGCUUUUGGGCAAUGACACUGGCACAGAUGUUCUGCAGGCCGUCUGCAUCACCUACUGGAUCCAGAGGAACCCAAUGAUUGGGGACAAAUUUGCCAGUCGUCACGGCCAGAAAGGUGUGUGCAGCCUGCUGUUGCCUGUGGAGAACAUGCCAUUCACUGAAAGUGGCAUGACUCCCGAUAUCAUCUUCAACCCCCAUGGCUUUCCAUCUCGAAUGACCAUCGGCAUGAUGAUCGAAAGCAUGGCUGGGAAGUCCUCCAUGCUUCAUGGUGUUGCGCAUGAUGCCACACCUUUCAAGUUUUCUGAAGAUCAGCCAGCAUCCGAGUACUUUGGAGAACUUCUUCAAAAAGCUGGUUACAACUACUAUGGGACCGAACGGAUGUACUCGGGUGUGGAUGGCCGUGAACUGGAGGCCGACAUCUUUUUUGGAGUAGUCUACUACCAGAGGCUGAGGCACAUGGUGGCCGACAAGUACCAGGUGCGAACAACGGGUCCCGUUGACACAUUGACCCACCAACCGGUCAAAGGACGCAAGAGGGCAGGAGGCAUCCGUUUCGGGGAGAUGGAGCGAGACUCUCUCCUGGCUCACGGUGCAUCGUUCUUGCUGCAAGACAGGCUCUUCAACUGCUCCGACAAGUCCUUGGCUUACGUGUGCAGCAAGUGCCAGAGCAUGCUGUCGCCCGUCGUUGACAAAGCAGAGAGUGAUGUGGUUCGCAAGUGGAAGUGCCCUACUUGUCAGACUAGCGAUUUCAUUGAGAUCAUAAGCAUACCGUAUGUUUUCAGGUACCUCGUUGCAGAACUGGCUGCCAUGAACAUUGGUGUCAAGCUCCAGGUGAAGUGAUUACGAUAGCAUAGCUACAAGUCAUGGCAUUUGCAAGUUGUACAUAUGAGGUCUGGGGGUUGUAUAUAUCAUGUAUGAGGGGAAGAUGCUUCAAGGUGUGUAAAUAAAUGAUGUACAUAUUGUUAAUUA